This is a messenger RNA of Argentina anserina (silverweed cinquefoil), 2696 nucleotides long. RefSeq names its product G-type lectin S-receptor-like serine/threonine-protein kinase LECRK2. NCBI's taxonomy places the organism in Eukaryota, Viridiplantae, Streptophyta, Magnoliopsida, Rosales, Rosaceae. The record is from RefSeq and is a predicted model, not a curated record. The transcript has a single exon. The coding region runs from base 108 to 2516 and encodes 802 amino acids. Gene Ontology annotation, molecular function: protein serine/threonine kinase activity; ATP binding. Gene Ontology annotation, biological process: protein phosphorylation.
CAGACUAGUCUGAUCUAUCUGUAGUUAACUUGGUAGUUGAGAUUCUUUCUCCAACAUAUGUGUGUGUGUGUGUGUUUCUGUAAAGUUUUGAUCCACUUGCAGAAAUAAUGGCUUCCAAUCUAGCUUACCCCCUUUUCUUCAUUGUUCUCGUGAUCCUUCCUUGUUACACCAUGGCUCAAACGUCGAAGAACAUUUCUUUAGGUUCAUCCCUCACUGCCAAAAACGAUGAUAACUCAUCUUGGUCAUCCCCAUCUGGUGAGUUUGCUAUUGGCUUUCAACAGAUUGUGAAAGAUGGUUUCUUACUAGCCAUCUGGUUCGACAAGAUACAAGAGAAAACAAUUGUGUGGUCAGCCAAUGGAGACAGUCUUGUGCCACAAGGAUCAAAAGUUGAGCUCACCAGUGAUGGCCAAUUUGUGCUCAAUGAUGCAAAGGGCAAUCAAGUAUGGUCUGCCGAUUAUUCUACUAGUACCGGAGUUUCCUAUGCAGCGUUGCUCGACACUGGAAAUUUUGCGAUUGCUAAUCAAAACUCCACCUACUUGUGGGAGAGUUUUGAUGAGCCAACUGACACAAUGCUUCCCACACAAAGUCUCAAGCAGAAUGGCGUACUGUAUGCUCGCUACACGAAUACAAAUUACUCAACAGGUAGAUUCAUGUUUACACUACAAUCUAAUGGACAUCUCUUGCUUUACACCACAAAUUUCCCUCAAAAUUCGGCCAAUUCAGAAUAUUGGUCAGCCAAAUAUACUGAUAUUGGAUUUCAAGUCAUCUUCAAUCAGUCUGGCCUUAUUUACUUUACAUCCAAGAAUGGGAGCAUACUGAGUACAAUAUCAGCCAACCCCAUCGCAUCCCAAGAUUUCUACCAGCGAGCUACACUCGAGUAUGAUGGAGUUUUGAGGCACUAUACAUACCCUAAAAUCAGUAGCUCAAGCGAGGGAAGGCCUAUGGCAUGGUCUACUGCUUCUUUUAUACCACCAAAUAUUUGCACGUCAAUUGUCCAAGCUAGAGGAUUUGGUGCGUGUGGGUUCAAUAGCUUGUGUCAGCUUGAAGAUGCAGGACCAACUUGUCUAUGUCCAGAAGGUUACAGUAUUCUUGAUCCUAAUGAUAAGCUCAAAGGAUGCAAGCAGGACUUUGCUCCACAAAGUUGCGAUGCUGCAGAUGCCCCAGAUGAGUUUGACUUGAAAGAGAUGAAAAACACUAAUAUGCCAUUUUUGGAUUACGAGCUUUUCCUACCUGUGUCUGAGGAUUGGUGCAGACAGAGUUGCCUAGAGGAUUGCUUUUGUGUUGUUGCCAUUUUCAACAGCGGAGGACAGUGCUAUAAGAAGGGACUCCCUUUUUCAAAUGGAAGGAUUGAUCCUAGUCUUACUGGGACGAAAGCUCUUGUCAAAAUAAGAAAAGACAACUCUACUUUAAAGAAUGGAGGAGCCAAUUUUACAAAGAAAGAUGAUUCAACUUUGAUCAUUGUAGGAUCAGUGCUCCUUAGUAGCUUGGGGAUUCUGAACUUCAUCUUACCUCUGGUAACAUAUGUGGUUGUUUCUCGAACGUUUUCUAGAAAGGCUCUAGAAGUUCAACCUUACAAAGGCAUGAAUUUGAAGUAUUUUACUUAUGAGGAGUUAAAGAAAGCUACAAAUGAGUUCAAGGAAGAACUAGGCAGCGGUGCUUCGGCAACAGUUUUCAAAGGAGUGUUAGCAUGUGACGAAGGAAAAUGUGUUGCAGUCAAAAUAUUAUAUGCGAAGGUUGGAGAAAAUGAUAUGGAAUUCAAUGCUGAGGUGAGAGCAAUUGGGAGAACUAAUCAAAGGAAUUUAGUCCAACUUCUUGGAUAUUGCAACGAGGGGAAGCACCGAAUUCUUGUGUAUGAGUAUAUGAUCAAUGGUACUUUAGCAAGCUUCCUUUUCGGAGAGGCAAGGCCAAACUGGUACCAAAGAAGGCAAAUUGCAUUAGGAGUUUCAAAGGGGCUCUUCUAUUUGCAUGAGGAGUGCAGCAACCAAAUUGUACAUUGUGACAUUAAGCCUCAAAACAUUCUCCUCGACGACACAUUCACAGCUAAAAUCUCCGAUUUUGGAUUAGCCAAGCUUUUGAGACUUGACCAAACUCGCACUAUUACAGGGAUUAGAGGAACAAGAGGGUACGUGGCACCUGAAUGGUUCAAGAACUUGCCUAUCACAACGAAGGUGGAUGUCUACAGCUUUGGUAUUUUGCUGUUGGAGAUCAUUUGUUGCAGAAAGAAAUACGACGAAGAAUCAGCAGAUGAAGAUCAAAUAAUUCUUGCAGACUGGGCUUAUGACUGCUAUAACCAAAGGAAACUACAUCUGUUGCUGGAGAAAAAUGAUGAGACAAAUGAAGACAUCAAGAUGAUGGAGAAGUACGUGAUGGUCGCAAUGUGGUGCAUUCAGGAAGAUCCAUCACUGAGACCUUCCAUGAAGAAAGUCAUUCAUAUGCUUGAAGGGAUUGUUGAUGUGCCGAUUCCACCUGAUCCAUCUUCUUUUACAAGUUCCAUACUUUUGGACCUUACACAUUAGUUAGUGUUCAAAUAAUUACAUUUGGGAAAUGUGGCAUAAAAUCUUGUCUCCAAAUCAUUUUCCAUUUUCCAUCUAUUGGAAAUCAUCUGUAUAUUAUUUAUGUAAUUUUAUAUUUUGAUUGUAUGUUAUUUAUGUAACUUCAUAUUUAGUUUGUUUAUGAGAAUUCGAAGGAGAAAAGGG